AGUAGGUGCGAACUAGGCGGAAGAAAUUAGGUAAACUCUCCGCUCUUAGCUGAACGUAUACAACGUCUACGAUAAUGAAUCUAAAAUUAAUGAUUUCAGUCUGCUAUUUAUUUUUUAUAAUAUUAUUUACGUUUGUGAAUUGUGCAAAAAACUCAGACGAAUCAAACAAGCCUGAUAUUGCAAGAACGGGGAAAACAAAAAGAGCGAAAAUGAAGCAAAAUACGGCGGUAGGAACACUGUCGAACGUUAUCACGCAAAUACAAAAUCUACCCACCAUGGAUCUGGGAAGGAGAUUUCGUACGCCGUGCAAAACUGGAAACAAAUGUGGGAAGGUAAUUAAAAGACUAAUGGUGCCAAAGUUGGCUCAACUGGAGAACACAAUAAUGGGGAUCAUGAAGGAGCUCUCGAAGAUGCCGCCGGGUUCCCGUCUACCUGAUAAGUAUACGAAAACCGAACCUGUCAAAUUGCUCUUGGAUCAGAACUAUAAGGAGGAUGUGUGCAUGGAUAAACUUGAGUCCUGUUUGAAAGAAGACAAGCGCCGGAAGCGAAUAUUGAAGAAGCUAUUCUUUAAGAAAUAUAACUCGUUGAGGCAAGAACUUAUUGGAUACGGUGGCAGACGAUUGUGGGGCGGCGAAGGAAACCUAUUUUAUAGAAGAUAGAUAAUAAUAAAUUGUUAGAACAGUU
Leptidea sinapis is the source of this 684-nucleotide messenger RNA. RefSeq lists its product as uncharacterized. The coding region runs from base 75 to 659 and encodes 194 amino acids. The transcript is spliced from 4 exons. The record is from RefSeq and is a predicted model, not a curated record. NCBI's taxonomy places the organism in Eukaryota, Metazoa, Arthropoda, Insecta, Lepidoptera, Pieridae.